Fulmarus glacialis (Northern fulmar) is the source of this 1670-nucleotide messenger RNA. Its product is annotated as tolloid-like protein 1. NCBI's taxonomy places the organism in Eukaryota, Metazoa, Chordata, Aves, Procellariiformes, Procellariidae. The record is from RefSeq and is a predicted model, not a curated record. The transcript has 9 exons. Gene Ontology annotation, molecular function: calcium ion binding; metalloendopeptidase activity. The annotation marks the transcript as partial.
UUCAAAUAGGUCACUUUAAAAAUAAUUUUUUACAGAUUGAAAGACAUGAUAACUGUGCAUAUGACUACUUGGAAAUUCGAGAUGGAACGAAUGAGAACAGUCCUUUAAUUGGUCACUUUUGUGGCUAUGACAAGCCAGAAGACAUUAGAUCUACCUCUAAUACCCUGUGGAUGAAGUUUGUUUCUGAUGGAACCGUUAACAAAGCAGGGUUUGCAGCUAACUUUUUUAAAGAGGAAGAUGAAUGUGCCAAACCUGACAAUGGUGGCUGUGAGCAGCGCUGUGUAAAUACUCUGGGCAGUUACCGGUGCGCCUGUGAUCCUGGCUAUGAACUCGGUCCUGACAAAAAGAGUUGCGAAGCUGCUUGCGGAGGACUCCUGACAAAGCUAAAUGGGACUAUAACCACACCAGGGUGGCCCAAAGAGUAUCCUCCAAACAAAAACUGUGUGUGGCAGGUGGUUGCCCCGACGCAAUACCGAAUUUCAAUGAAGUUUGAGUUUUUUGAGUUAGAAGGGAAUGAAGUUUGCAAAUACGAUUAUGUGGAGAUUCGUAGUGGCCUUUCUUCUGAUUCUAAACUACACGGUAAAUUCUGCGGUACAGAAGUGCCUGAAGUUAUCACCUCUCAGUACAACAACAUGCGAAUUGAGUUCAGAUCUGACAACACCGUGUCAAAAAAAGGCUUCAAGGCACACUUCUUCUCAGACAAGGAUGAGUGUUCGAAGGACAAUGGUGGCUGCCAGCACGAGUGCAUCAACACGGUAGGAAGCUACGUUUGCCAGUGCCGAAAUGGAUUUGUGCUACAUGAAAACAAACAUGACUGCAAGGAGGCUGAAUGUGAACAGAAGAUCCACAGUCCCAACGGCAUCAUCACGAGUCCCAACUGGCCCGACAAGUAUCCCAGUAGAAAGGAGUGCACGUGGGAAAUCAGUGCCACCCCCGGGCAGAGGGUCAAAUUGACCUUCAACGAAUUUGAGAUAGAACAACAUCAAGAAUGUGCUUAUGACCACUUGGAAGUGUUUGAUGGUGAAAGUGAAAAAUCACCAAUUCUGGGACGCUUAUGUGGCAAUAAGAUACCAGAUCCUCUUAUUGCUACUGGCAACAAAAUGUUUCUCCGCUUUAUUUCUGAUGCAUCAGUUCAAAGAAAAGGCUUCCAAGCAACGCACACUACAGAGUGUGGUGGUCGGCUGAAAGCUGAAACCAAGCCCAAAGAUCUGUACUCGCAUGCUCAGUUUGGCGAUAAUAACUACCCGGUUCAGGCGGACUGCGACUGGCUCCUGGUGGCAGAGCGCGGCUAUCGAGUCGAGUUAAUGUUUCAGACUUUUGAAGUUGAAGAAGAGGCAGACUGUGGUUAUGAUUAUGUGGAGCUCUUUGAUGGUCAUGAUAAGACAGCUGUGAGACUCGGUCGAUUUUGUGGAUCUGGGCCACCAGAAGAAAUUUAUUCAGCAGGGGAAGCUCUUUUACUUCAUUUUCAUACUGAUGAUACAAUCAACAAGAAAGGAUUUCAUAUACGAUACAGAAGUAUAAAAUAUCCAGAUAGCGUGCACACCAAAAAAUAACACAAGAACCUCUAUGCCAGAAAAGGAGAGUGAGAAAGAAAGAACGCACAGUGGAAAGGAAGGAAGGCGUGUCUUUUUUUUUAAACUGAAGUUAUUAGCACAAAUGUUUUAUGAGAG